AGAACUCUAGUUCGGCACUCUAGAGGCGGAGGCCAGAGGACAGGGCCCUGGACUGCGGGCCGGGUCGGGCCGGGGCCAGGGCGGAGGCGGGGGCGGCGGCGGCGGCGAGUUCGCGUAGACUGGGCUGGUGGGAGAAUGGCCCGGCUCCUGGCGGCGGAGUUCGCGUCGGCCAGAAACUGUUUGGAUGAUUCAGAAGGCUGCAGCAAGGGCAACUGGUGAUUGGCAGCUUCAUCACGACAACAUACCUGCUCAUGCAGCAUGUCUUAUGCAGAGUUUUUUUGGCGAAACAUCAAAUCUCCCAGAUUUGGGCCUUAAGCACCUUCUUUCAGGAAGAGGGCCCGUGCAGCUGUUCUUGCAAUCAGAGAUUUUGACCCACAUCCACAGAUUGGAAUAUUGGAGAGCCAGCCAUUCUCAAGACAGCUCACUUAGGACAGAUGAGGAAACUGAGGCUUGGUGAAGUUACGAAAUUUGUCCAAAGUCACACAGCUUGUAAAGGGCACAACCAAGAUUCAGAGACAGGUUGUAGAAAUUAAAAUGAACAAACUACGGCAAAGUUUUAGGAGAAAGAAAGAUGUUUAUGUUCCGGAGGCCAGUCGUCCGCACCAGUGGCAGACAGAUGAAGAAGGGGUCCGUACUGGCAGAUGCAGCUUCCCGGUUAAGUACCUUGGCCACGUAGAAGUUGAUGAGUCAAGAGGAAUGCACGUCUGUGAAGAUGCUGUAAAAAGAUUGAAAGCUGAAAGGAAGUUCUUCAAAGGCUUCUUUGGAAAAACUGGAAAGAAAGCAGUUAAGGCGGUUCUGUGGGUAUCAGCAGAUGGACUCCGAGUUGUGGAUGAAAAAACGAAGGACCUCAUAGUUGACCAGACAAUAGAAAAAGUUUCUUUCUGUGCUCCAGAUCGGAACUUUGAUAGAGCCUUCUCUUACAUAUGUCGUGAUGGCACCACUCGGCGCUGGAUCUGUCACUGCUUCAUGGCUGUCAAGGACACGGGUGAGAGACUGAGCCACGCAGUAGGUUGUGCUUUUGCGGCCUGCUUAGAACGUAAGCAGAAGAGGGAGAAGGAAUGUGGAGUGACUGCUACUUUUGAUGCCAGUCGGACCACUUUUACAAGAGAAGGAUCAUUCCGUGUCACAACAGCUACUGAGCAAGCAGAAAGAGAGGAGAUUAUGAAGCAAAUCCAAGAUUCCAAGAAAGCUGAAACAGAUAAGACAGCUGGGGGUUCUUCGGGGGCCCCUGGCAGCACUGCCCCAUCCCCGUCGUCCCCCACCUCUCCCACUUCGGACGCCACUGCCGGUCUGGAGACCAACAACCCUCACGCCAUCCCCCGCCGCCACGCGCCAAUCGAACAACUUGCUCGCCAAGGUUCCUUCCGAGGAUUUCCUGCUCUUAGCCAGAAGAUGUCACCCUUCAAACGCCAGCUCUCCCUGCGUGUCAACGACUUGCCUUCCACUAUGCAGAGGAAGACUGAUUUCCCCAUUAAAAAUGCAGUGCCAGAAGUUGAAGGGGAAGCAGAGAGUAUCAGCUCCCUGUGCUCACAGAUCACCAAUGCCUUCAGCACACCCUCCGAAGAUCCCUUCUCGUCCGCGCCAAUGACCAAACCGGUGACAGCAGCAGCACCACAAUCUCCUGCCUUUCAAGCUAAUGGCACUGACUCAGCCUUCCAUGUGCUUGCUGCUAAGCCAGCCCAUACUGCUCUAGCACCCGUAGCAAUGCCUGUGCGUGAAACCAACCCUUGGGCCCAUGCCCUUGAUGCUGAUAACAAGGGAAUUGCAGCCACACAUUCCGGGACCGAGUGGGGUCAAUCUCCUGGUGCUGCCUCUCCAGGUCUCUUCCAGGCUGGGCACAGACGUACUCCCUCUGAGGCUGAUCGCUGGUUAGAAGAGGUGUCCAAGAGCAUCCGGGCUCAGCAGCCCCCGGCCCCAGCUGUCCCUCUGCAGCCAGUUCUCCAGCAGCCUCCACCCACUGUCAUCUCCCAGCCAGCGCCGCCGCCUUUCCAAGGGAACGCAUUCCUCACCUCUCAGCCCGUGCCUGGGGGUGUGGUCCCACCCCUGCAGCCAGCCUUUGUCCCUGCCCAGGCCUAUCCUGUGGCCAAUGGGAUGCCCUAUCCAGCCCCUAAUGUGCCUGUGGUGGGCAUCACUCCCUCCCAGAUGGUAGCCAAUGUGUUUGGCACUGCAGGCCACCCUCAGGCUGCCCACGCCCAUCCGUCUCCCAGCCUGGUCAAGCAGCAGACAUUCCCUCAGUAUGAGACAAGCAGCACUACUGCCAGCCCCUUCUUUAAGCCUCCUGCACAGCACUUCAAUGGUUCUUCAGCUUUCAAUGGUGUAGACGAUGGCAGGCUGGCUUCAGGAGACAAGCACACAGAGGUUCCCACAGGCACCUGCCCGGUGGAUCCUUUUGAAGCCCAGUGGGCUGCGUUAGAAAGCAAGUCCAAGCAGCGUACUAACCCUUCCCCUACCAACCCUUUCUCCAGUGACCUACAGAAGACGUUUGAAAUUGAACUGUGAGCAGCAGUCCCUAUGGCUUACGUAUUUUCUCCAUACUUAGGCGAGGCGGGGUCGGGUGGAGGUCAGAGCAGACUUUGUGUCCCUGAUCAGUACACUUUUCACUAAUCCCAAAGGUCCCAAGGAGCAUGUCCAAGCACAGAGUGCUGUGCGGGCGAUUUUGCAAAAAGUGGAGAAAACCAUUCCUAGAAAAGAGCUAUCCUAGUUAAGCUAAAGACGUCAAGAAAAUGUUCCCCUCUGUCCCCCUCCUCCUGCCUCAGCCCCUUACAAAUCUCUGGCAACAGAGAGGCAGACAUACCUGAACAGGAAUCUGUAUUCAAAGCACAUUUACUGGAAUAUAAAACACAACAGGAAGCAAAACGAUCUCCCUUUGUUUUUCAGGCCGUGCACCUGCCUCUUAUCAGUACUGGCCUGUCUUAAAGGUCAAGAACAGGGCGGCCUGUGCUCAGGCCGGGGACGAGGGGCAGGCGGUGCAGCCGGCAUUCCCAGGAGGGCACACCAGCAGCUGCCCAGCAGAGCUAUAUUUUAGGGGUCAAGUUGAGCUUCCAUUUUGAGUAAGAAUAAAUAUUAUAAAUAUAUAUCAAAAAGCCAAAAUCUUUAUUUUUAUGCAUUUAGAAUAUUUUAAAUAGUUCUCGAUAUUAAAAAGUUGUAAGAGUUGUAAGUAAUCUUGCCAAAGGUAAAAGGGUUAACUGUAAGAAAUUGUACAUAAGAUUGAUUUAUCAUUGAUGCCUAUCGAAGUAAGACGAGGGAAAGCUGGAGGUGCAGGCAGGACCCCCGCUUCCUCGGCAUCAGUCAGUGUAAGUAGCUCAUUGCAGCCACAAUCAUGCUUAUGGCCCGUACAGUCUCUAGGUUGUAGUUUAAAUAAGGCAAAUGAAAGACUAGCAUUGUCCUGGUUUUAAGCCUAUGAUGAAAUUCUAAUGUCAUUAUUUUAAUGGACUCAAUCUACAUGUGCUCUACAGAGAAUCUGUAUUUUCCUUCAUGUAUUGCUGCAGUUCCUUAUGUUAAUCCCUUAACACUAAGGUGACAAUAGUCAUAUCCACAGACUGGAACGCAGGUUGCCAUGUCGGCCUGUCACGUGGGUCUUCCUUGGUGGGUUUUGUUUUAUCCUCUAAGUUUUGCCCCCACAGGUUUUGUGGGGAUGGAGUUUCUGGUUUAUUCGGUGUGUGUGUCUGUGUGUCUGUGUGUCUGUCCUCGUCCCUCCCUCGUGGUGAGCAGACACCGGUUGCCGGUAGCGGCCAUUUGACCUCUGGUAACAAUGUGAGAUCCCAUCUCAUUUUUACUUUUGAACGUUGGCCUUACAAUCAAAUGUAAGUUAUAUAUAUAUAUUUGUACUGAUGAGAAUUUAUAAUCUGCUUUAACAAAAAUAAAUGUUCGUGGUAGAAGCUUCUCCCA
This is a messenger RNA of Artibeus jamaicensis (Jamaican fruit-eating bat), 3888 nucleotides long. RefSeq names its product NUMB endocytic adaptor protein (gene NUMB). Bases 535 to 2499 code for a protein of 654 amino acids. The record is from RefSeq and is a predicted model, not a curated record. NCBI's taxonomy places the organism in Eukaryota, Metazoa, Chordata, Mammalia, Chiroptera, Phyllostomidae. Gene Ontology annotation, molecular function: cadherin binding. The transcript has 14 exons.